GUUCGUCGUUCGAAAUCUUUCAGAGAGCGACAUUUUUGGACUUUUUUUUUUUUUUUUCUUUUUGCGAUUUUUCUUUUUUCGUGUCCGUUUCGUCCUCUUUACCGUAAUCGGAAGGAGAAGAAGCCUAGCAAUUCUUGGGUGCGGAUCCGACGAAGAAAGCUCGAUUCCCUGCCCCGCCAUUAAUGGGUGUUGUUGUACUGAUUGGGAAGGUCUCGUCCGGAUCCUCUAUCUCCGUUGCGGCUCCACUUGCUCGCUCACUGGAUUUCGCCAAUGGUUCGAGUGAGACUGACGCUUGAAAAAUGAGAAGCGGAGGAACUCGUGAAGGCCUUAAUAGAUGAAGCGAGCUUGCAAUUCCCUUUUUUGGGGCUGAAUUGGAGAUUGGUCGAUGUCGUCGAUUUGUAAUUAGGGGAAAACUGGCACCUUGAGUCCGAAUUGAUGAAGAGGAAGCGCAUUUCUGAUCGAUGUAUGGGGGGAAGUAGAAGCCAUGGUGCGGUUUCAGUUCCCCGGCUCUUCUUCUAAUCCGCUGACUAGGAGACUUACUAUUGAGAACUGAGAGACGGAAGGGGUUGAAGGUGACAAGACAACGAUAAAGAAAUUGGUAGGCCAAGAUGAACAGUGAGAUGAUCCAGAAAGGAAACCAUUAGUUAAUCACCGCAUAUCUCGUAAAAGUACAGGUAUUCGAUUCAGUUGUUGCUUCGAUUGUGGAGGGCUGUCUCGAAUAUCUCCUCGCGAUCAAUGCAUUGCACUUGACCAAAAGAGUUCUCUUCUUGGCUGCUCGGCUGUGAUCCUCUAAGAGCAGUCGAUGAUCAAUUUGUGGUUGAAGAAGUUUGAGAAUGGAGUGUAAACCGUCAAGCUGCCUCUUUUUCAUUUUUUUCAUAGGAAUAAGAAGAGUAGAGGAAUAAAAACCAAGUCUUUUUUUACCUCUUCGUACAAACUGGAGCAAAAACAAGAUAGGGAGAGGCGUGAUUGUCUAUUGGCCUCUGGUCUGAUGGGUUUAGAGAUGGCACUGGGAGCUGGAAAGAGGUGGUGGCGGAACCAAAACGUGAUCAUGGCGACAUGGAUGAUGCUCACAGUUGGAAUUUGCAUAAGUUUUCAUUGUCAUAUGAGAACAGAAAACAUGAGAAAGGCAGAGGAGAUGCUAACGAGCAUGUGCGAAGAGAGGGCAAGGAUGCUGAUGGAGCAGUUUGCUGUGAGUGUCAACCAAGUGCAUGCUCUGGCGAUUCUUGUUUCAACAUUUCAUUACCAGAAAGAGCCAUCAGCACUUGAUCAGGAGACGUUUGCAGAGUACACAACAAGGACAGCUUUUGAGCGGCGAUUUUUGAAUGGAGUAACCUAUGCACGACAAGUAAUACAUGCAGACCGAGAAUUGUUUGAGAAUCAACAGGGUUGGACAAUCAAGACUAUGGAACUGAAACCAUCUCUGAUUCAAGAUGAGCAUGCAGCUGUAAUAUACCCUCAGGAAACUGUUUCACAUAUAGAGACCCUUGACAUGAUGUCUAGAGAGGAGUACCGCGGAAAUAUCUUAAGGGCUAGAGCCACAGGCAAAGCGGUUCUUACCAGACCCUUCAGACUUUUGAAGUCUAACCAUCUGGGAGUGGUUUUAACGUUUCCUGUAUAUUUCUCAGAUCUUCCAGCCGACACAACAGCUGAAGAACGUGUGAAGGCAACUUCAGGGUAUAUUGGAGGAGCUUUUGAUGUCGAAUCUCUCGUGGAAAAUUUGUUGCACCAACUUGCUGGUAGUCAGGAAAUUGUCGUGAAUAUAUACGACAUCACAAAUUCAUGCGAGCCCCUAGUAUUGUAUGGAGUUCAUCCUCCUGAUGGCCACAUGUCAUCAUUACACAUCAGUCUGCUCGAUUUUGGAGAUCCAUUUAGGAAGCAUCAAAUGAACUGCAGGUACCGCAAGAUGCCUCCAGUUUCCUUAUUGUCCAUCACUACACCAACUGGCAUUUUUGUGAUCUUUAUGCUGGUGGGGUACAUAGGUUAUGCUGCUUGGAGCCACUAUGACAAUGUUAAUGAAGAUUUUCAGAAAAUGGAAGAGCUUAAAAGUAAAGCAGAGGCAGCAGAUGUUGCUAAAUCUCAGUUCCUUGCCACGGUCAUGCAUGAAAUCAGAACACCUAUGAAUGGAGUCCUCGGAAUGCUUAAUAUGCUUUUAGAUACAGAACUGAAUAUAACUCAGAAAGAUUGUGCACAAACUGCUCAAAUCUGUGGAAGAGCACUGAUUGCAAUAAUAAAUGAAGUACUUGAUUGUGCAAAGAUCAAAGAAGGAAAGUUGGAGAUUGAGUUCGUUCCAUUUGACCUAAGAUCUGUAUUAGAUGAUGUCGUAUCUCUAUUUUCUGUAAAAUCAAGAGAAAAAGGAAUUGAGCUUGCCGUCUAUGUAUCUGAUCGGGUUCCUACUAUUCUUGUGGGAGAUCCCAGGAGAUUUAAGCAAAUAGUCACCAAUCUUAUUGGAAAUUCGGUCAAAUUCACAAAGCGAGGUCACAUUUUUGUCCAAGUUCACUUGGUUGAGGAUGUGAAAAUUUUGGAUACAGAAAGGGAAAAUGGCUUAAAUGGAUAUGCUAAUGAAGCAAACAUUACGUCAGUUAAUGCUGUGUUCAAUACAUUAAGUGGUCUAGAAGUUGUUAAUUCUAGAAAUACAAAAUGUUUAGGACUGCAACUCUGUGAUGGUGAAUCCCUGUCCGGCACAAUUGAGAAAGGAUCAGCUCCUGAAUGUGUGACGGAUCAAGUAAAUUUAAUGGUCAGCGUUGAGGAUACAGGGGUUGGAAUCCCUACAUGUGCCCAAGAUCGAGUUUUCACACCAUUUAUGCAGGCCAACAGCUCGACUUCUAGGAAUUACGGUGGAACUGGUAUUGGCUUGUGCAUUAGCAAGUGUCUCGUUGAAUUGAUGAGCGGGAACAUAAACUUCAGCAGCAAACCUCAUGUCGGAAGCACAUUCACCUUCACCGUGGUUUUUCAGAGACAACACAGAGGUGUGGGUGCUGAUAGCGAGAGGUCUCUUUCAGAAGUUUUACCAACAUGUUUUAGAGGGAUGAGAGUAAUUGUAGUCGACCGGCAGCCUGUUAGAUCUACCAUAACCAAAUACCAUCUUCAAAGGUUGAGCAUGAUCACCGAAGAUGCUCGUACAAUAAAUGAGGCACUUUAUCGCUACUUGAUAUCUAGUCAUCGUGGAAAGUUGCCUUGUAUCUUGUUCAUUGAGAAAGAUUCAUGGGAUCCCAAAGUCAAUAUUCAUAUUCAGAAUGAUCUUUUGAAAUGGAAACAAGCUAUUAGCGUGCAUGAUUUACCCAAGGUGGUUCUUCUAUCGACUAUUGAAUCUGAUAAAACAAGAGCUUGGCCUCAUGUGGAUACUGUAAUAGUGAAGCCGUUGCGAGCAAGCACCAUGGCAACAUGCUUUCAACAAAUGCUAGGGAUUGGGAGGGUCAAAAAUAAAGAUACACUUAAUAGUUCAAGUUUCCUCCAUGGCUUGUUGGACGGGAAGAAUAUACUGAUCGUUGACGAUAACAAGGUAAAUCUGAGAGUUGCUGCAGCAGCACUAGAAAAAUAUGGUGCUAAGGUUGAGUGCGUUGAAAGCGGUAAAAGUGCACUUUCCUUGCUCCAACCUCCCCACAAAUUUCAUGCAUGCUUCAUGGAUAUCCAAAUGCCAGAGAUGGACGGGUUUCAAGCGACGCAGGAAAUACGCAGGAUGGAGAGCAGUGUGGCAAGUGAAGAAGCUCAUAUUGAAGGACCAAUCGAGGUAAAAUGGCGCAUUCCAAUCCUUGCAAUGACUGCUGAUGUUAUCCAAGUAACAUAUGAACAAUGUGUGAAAUGCGACAUGGAUGGGUACGUCUCCAAGCCAUUCGAGGAAGCCCAGCUUUGUAAUGUGGUCGCCAAAUUUUUGGCUUCCCAACCCAUUCCAGAAAUGUUCAUAUGUACAAUUCCAUGAAGAUUUCAAAGCUCAAGUGAGGAGCAAGAUUUUGAUCCCUGAGCUGUCUUACAAGAACAUUGAACCAAUUAAUCAAUGAAAGAUAGCAUUCAAGUAUGAGGCAUCACUCUUUUGUGGACAUAAGGUCAUUGUGAUAGCAAUAAUUUUUUUUUUACUACUUUUUUUUGUUGAUCUGAGAAUGUUUUCUCCUAUAUCAAAUGACAUCUACCUCUAGAGUUUAUUAUUGUUCAA
Zingiber officinale is the source of this 4147-nucleotide messenger RNA. Its product is annotated as probable histidine kinase 4. The coding region runs from base 989 to 3916 and encodes 975 amino acids. The record is from RefSeq and is a predicted model, not a curated record. Lineage: Eukaryota; Viridiplantae; Streptophyta; Magnoliopsida; Zingiberales; Zingiberaceae. Gene Ontology annotation, molecular function: phosphorelay sensor kinase activity. Gene Ontology annotation, biological process: phosphorelay signal transduction system; phosphorylation. The transcript is spliced from 13 exons.